Messenger RNA from Bipolaris maydis ATCC 48331, 1339 nucleotides. RefSeq lists its product as uncharacterized. Gene Ontology annotation, molecular function: transmembrane transporter activity. Gene Ontology annotation, biological process: transmembrane transport. The record is from RefSeq and is a predicted model, not a curated record. Lineage: Eukaryota; Fungi; Ascomycota; Dothideomycetes; Pleosporales; Pleosporaceae. Gene Ontology annotation, cellular component: membrane.
AACCGUACGCUUUGUACACCUCUCGUGAGCGACUUUGGGGUUUUGCGCUCACGUCAAGUCCAAAAAGCUCCCACAGGUUAUUAUCCUCGCCUAGUAUUCGACCUUGAUCGCCCACAGGUCUAGCGUCAUGAACCAAGUCCAAGUCCACCCCGCCGAGGGCGUUGUUGUCCAGGAUGCGCACCAGCAGCACUACGAUCCGCAGUCAGUGCACAAGACAGGCGCCGGUCACUAUGUGACGUCUGAAAACGAGUCGCAUAGCGGUGCGCCAGCCAACGAAAUCUUGGAACGCGAUGCGCAGGCAAAAGGACGCUGGUUCCAGUAUAUCAAGACGAAGCAGUUCUGGCUAACGCUAGUGAUUGGGCAGGUCCUUGCCAUUUGUAUUACCUCGACAAACACUUUCUCUUCUUUGCUCUCGGCAGAGGGCACUUCGAUUCCCGCCUUCCAAACCUUCUUUAACUACGUCCUACUCAACAUCAUCUACACCUCGUAUACCCUGUACAAGUACGGUUUCAAAAAAUGGGCCCGUCUCGUCGUAAAAGAUGGGUGGCGCUUCUUCAUUCUGGCUUUCAUGGACGUCGAGGGUAACUACUUUGUUGUCCUGGCGUACCGCUAUACUACUAUUCUUAGUGCCCAGCUAAUCAACUUUUGGGCCAUCGCCGUCGUCGUCAUCAUCUCCUUCUUCUUCCUCAAAGUGCGCUACCACUAUACCCAAAUCUUCGGUAUUCUUCUCUGCAUCGGCGGCCUAGGCGUAAUCUUCGGCUCGGACCACAUCACGGGCAGCAACAACUUUGGCGCUACCGAUCAAGUCAAGGGCGACUUGUUUGCUCUCCUAGGCGCAACUUUCUACGGUCUCUCUAACGUGUUCGAGGAAUGGCUGGUUUCCGAACGGCCUCUGUACGAAGUCGUUGGCCAAUUGGCUUUCUGGGGCAUGUUCAUCAACGGCACACAGGCUGGCAUUUUCGACCGCGCUGCCUUUCGCACCGCCACAUGGAACGCAGAUGUCGCCGGUUACAUUGUGGGUUACACACUUAUCCUCUCCCUCUUUUACUCGCUAGCUCCAGUUCUGUUUCGCAUGAGUUCUGCCGCCUUUUUCAACAUUUCCCUGCUUACAGGGAGUUUCUGGGGCGUCGCUAUUGGGGUCAAAGUGUUUGGGCUCAAGAUACAUUGGAUGUACCCCAUUGCGUUCGUCUUGAUUAUAAUCGGUCAAGUCAUCUAUUUCCUGAGACAGAGCACCGUCGGCGAGGCGCUGAAGCCUUGGCUGGGAAAGAAUCAGGAGAGGGGACAUGCUGGGUUGGGAACGGCAAAGAGGAGGGUCGAGAGGCCUGAGGCUAUUGUUUGA